UACCUCUUCACCAACCAGGUUAUUUAGCAUUAAAUCCCCUUUAUAUCCUCCAAACAAAAGAUAACAAAUUAUUUUUAAAAUAAUUUAAAAAUUAAUUUAAAAAUAAAAAGCGCUUUUAGGUUGUCAUCAAUCUUAUCCCCGCCGUAAAUCACCACCCUCCUCAUCUUCUUCCACCAAAUCUCACUCUCCAUUUUCCACUAAAAAUACCAGUCACUGUCUCUCUCUCUCUCUCUCUCAACCACAAAACCAUGCUCUCCCCAACGUCAUUUUCUCUCAUCUGCACCGUUCUUCUCUGUUUGCCUCUCACCAUAAUCUUCACCAUCACAAGCCCAACUGCCACCAUAACCACCACCAUCCCCACCCAAAUCUCCCAAUCCCCAAAACUCACCAAAACCUACCAAAAAAUCCACCUAAUUUCACCACCAAAAUCCCUACCAUUAGAUGACGACUCGCUCUUCCACCUCGCCGCCCAUGUCAAGUCCCGCCCGCCCCACUCCGAUCGUCCCAAAAUCGCCUUCCUCUUUCUAACCACCACCCCUCUUCCCUUCUUCCCUCUUUGGGAACGCUUCUUCAACCAAACCCCCAAAACCCAUUUCUCUAUCUAUGUCCAUGCCGACCCGAGAUUCCCCUAUGACCCGCCAUUUUCUGGUGUCUUCGCCCACCGGGUCAUCCCCUCCCGACCCGCCCAGCGAUUCACCUCCACUCUCAUCUCCGCGACUCGUCGUUUGCUCGCCCACGCCCUCCUCGAUGACCCCAAGAAUGCCAUGUUCGUGCUUCUCUCUCCUUCCUGCAUCCCCAUCCGGUCCUUCAACUUCACGUACCAAACCCUCGCCCGAUCGAAGAAGAGCUUCAUCGAGAUUCUAGACAAUGAGAUCGGGGCGUACGACAGGUGGGCGGCGCGUGGGGAGGACGCGAUGCUGCCGCAGGUGAAGUUGGAGGAGUUUCGGAUCGGAUCCCAAUUCUGGAUCUUGAAGCGGAAGCACGCGAGGGUGGUUGUGGGUGACCACCAGCUCUGGUCCAAGUUCAAGCUACCGUGCCAGCGUUGGGACACAUGUUACCCAGAGGAAAAUUACUUUCCUACCCUCUUGAACAUGAGAGACCCAAGCGGGUGUGUGCCCGCUACCCUCACGCACGUGGACUGGCGCGGGAGAUUCGAUGGCCACCCCCGUACGUAUGAGGCCUCCGACUUGGGGCCCGAUUUGAUCACCUCCCUGAGAAAUGACAGGCCAAAAUACGGUGACGAGAAGGAGAGCGGCAACGGCUCUAAUUGGUCCUUGAAGGAACGACGAGACCCGUUUUUGUUCGCAAGGAAGUUCCCGCCGGAUGCAAUUGGACCGUUGAUGAGUAUGGCCAAUGACGUCAUCUUCAAGGAUUAAGAUGCGAUGACAUAUUUAGGAUUUUAUUUUUUUUGGUUUGUAAUUUACAAAUGAAAUUAUUAACAUAAAGAAAAAAAAAUGAAACCGAGGCAAACCCGGUGGGUUUGAGCAGCAAAAUGUAUAUAUUUUUCAUUUAUUGUUUUUUGGGGUGAGUUUUCUUGGUU
Prunus mume (Japanese apricot) is the source of this 1540-nucleotide messenger RNA. The record is from RefSeq and is a predicted model, not a curated record. Lineage: Eukaryota; Viridiplantae; Streptophyta; Magnoliopsida; Rosales; Rosaceae.